GUUUAGUACGGCCUUUCUCCCCCGAGCUGCUGGCAAGGAAAGUGGUACACAUUGAGAACACUUCAUGAUGAGUUAUGCUGAAAAGCCAGAGGAAGUAACACGGGAAGAGUGGAUGGAAAAGCUCAAUAAUGUUCACAUUCAGCGGGCAGAUAUGAAUCGACUCAUUAUGAAUUAUCUGGUGACAGAGGGAUUUAAAGAGGCUGCUGAGAAGUUCAGGAUGGAAUCGGGUAUUGAGCCAAGUGUUGAUCUUGACUCUCUGGAUGAAAGGAUAAAAAUCAGGGAGAUGGUCCUGAAAGGACAGAUUCAAGAGGCCAUUGCACUAAUCAACAGUCUGCAUCCUGAGCUGCUGGACACUAACCGUUACCUGUACUUUCAUCUUCAGCAACAACACCUGAUAGAGCUGAUUCGCCUGCGGGAAACUGAAGCCGCACUGGAGUUUGCACAGACACAGCUGGCUGAACAGGGAGAGGAAAGCCGAGAGUGUCUGACCGAGAUGGAGCGCACCCUUGCACUCCUGGCAUUCGAUAACCCAGAGGAGUCACCCUUUGGUGACCUGCUGAACAUGAUGCAGAGACAGAAGGUGUGGAGUGAGGUAAACCAGGCGGUGCUGGACUAUGAAAACAGGGAGUCAACACCGAAACUUGCCAAACUCCUCAAACUGCUGCUAUGGGCCCAGAACGAGUUGGACCAGAAGAAAGUCAAGUACCCCAAAAUGACAGAUCUUAGUAAAGGCACCAUCGAGGACCCCAAAUGAAAAUAAAUGGCAUUUCUGUGCUUGCAUUCUGUGGGGAACACUAUGGACGCUUUCCCUUUCCUUAUCUAUUUAUACUCAGUGACUGAUGCCCAGACAUACUUUUAUCAUCCAUUUGUUUUGUUUACUUGUUGCUUAUCAGAGACAUUGCAUUAUUUGGGCUGUGGAAAUGAGAUUGUUGAUAUUUAAAGGAUGACUCCUAGCCAAAAUGGAAACACUUUCACUCGCAGAGAGAUUUCUGUGAUUUUUGUUACCACAAUGUUUGCUGAGCUGAAUUUAUUGAAUUUUUUUUUUUUUUUUUUUUUUU
Messenger RNA from Myxocyprinus asiaticus (Chinese sucker), 1058 nucleotides. Its product is annotated as glucose-induced degradation protein 8-B homolog. Gene Ontology annotation, biological process: proteasome-mediated ubiquitin-dependent protein catabolic process; positive regulation of canonical Wnt signaling pathway. Gene Ontology annotation, cellular component: nucleus; cytoplasm. Gene Ontology annotation, molecular function: protein binding. NCBI's taxonomy places the organism in Eukaryota, Metazoa, Chordata, Actinopteri, Cypriniformes, Catostomidae. The record is from RefSeq and is a predicted model, not a curated record. The transcript has 5 exons. Bases 65 to 754 code for a protein of 229 amino acids.